GAGGGACGAGGAAGUGCCUCGGCUCCGCCCGUUGUCCCGGAAGUGCCGGUGGACGAUGGCUCCCAGGCGGUAGUUAGCCGGCGCGGCGUCGGGUCGAAAGAAGCUGCGGCUUCCCGACUCUUCGCGGGAUGGCGGAGCGCGGCAUCGGCUCCUCGGAGCAUCUGGAGCGGCUGCACGAGAUUUUUCGCGGCCUGCAUGGGGAGCUGCAAAGCGCCCCGGAGAGGCUGCGCGGGAGCCUGGCGGUUGAGGAGAAAAAAAAGUUAAUCCGAGAAUUUGAUGAAAAACUAAAAGAAGCAAAUGAAACAUUACGGGAAAUGGAGGAAGAACUGAAAUAUGCCCCAGUGUCCUUCCGCAAUCAAAUGAUGGUCAAAAUUCGGACUUACAAAGGAGACCUUAGCACAUUCCAUAGGAAAAUGAAAAGUAUGGAUUUGGGAGUAGUUCCAAGUGCACGUGGGAAUUCAAAAUUUGGAAUCUUCUCUACAGAAAAUGAGCAGAGAACUCAGAUGCAAUCUCAGAGGGUAUUACUGCUUCAGGGUACAGAAAGCUUGAAUCGAGCCACUCAGAGCAUAGAACGUUCACAGCAAAUUGCUGCAGAAACUGAUCAAAUUGGUAGUGACAUCAUUGAAGAACUUGGAGAGCAACGUGAACAGCUGGAACGCACCAAAGGCAGAUUAGUAAACACAAGUGAAAAUUUAAGCAGAAGUCGGAAGAUCCUACGUUCCAUGUCAAGAAGACUUAUGACAAAUAAAUUGUUACUUUCUGUCAUCAUCAUCCUGGAGGUAGCCAUCCUGGGAGGUGUUGUCUACUACAAGUUCUUCACUUAAGUGUUCAAGAGAUGUGGCUUUUCUGCCUUCCUAUCUUCCAUCCACUGUAUGGACAUUCCUGGGCAAUAGCUGUUUGACAUAGAUUGAAAAGGUGGAUUGUAUUUACUACAUUUAAAAGAUAGUGCUGGCUUGUUAUCAGUCUUGACAUGUUCCUCUGAGAAUAGUGAAGAAAAGACAAACCAUGAACUACAUCUGCAAAAUAAUACAAUCUCCGUUUAGGCUGAACAUAUUAACUUGUAACACAGCAGUUUGACCUCCCAACUGAAAAAAAUGAGCAUCUCCAGAGCUGAGUGAUGACUUCAGAAUGUAGUACAUUUGGUUUCUCUUCUGUCCACUUGUAUAGUAGAUCAGCAGAACUAUACAUAAUGCCCUUUGUGCGGCAUCUGCUGCCACUUGGGAGAUCUUAAAGCCGUACUUGCUCUUCACUGUCUGAUUCAUCUGGCGAACUAGGUGUUGGUAGAUUCUCAAAAA
Messenger RNA from Python bivittatus (Burmese python), 1295 nucleotides. RefSeq names its product vesicle transport through interaction with t-SNAREs 1B (gene VTI1B). Gene Ontology annotation, molecular function: SNARE binding; SNAP receptor activity. Gene Ontology annotation, cellular component: endoplasmic reticulum membrane; ER to Golgi transport vesicle membrane; SNARE complex. Gene Ontology annotation, biological process: vesicle fusion with Golgi apparatus; intra-Golgi vesicle-mediated transport; regulation of protein localization to plasma membrane. NCBI's taxonomy places the organism in Eukaryota, Metazoa, Chordata, Lepidosauria, Squamata, Pythonidae. The record is from RefSeq and is a predicted model, not a curated record.